Molecule: messenger RNA, 348 nt
Organism: Pichia kudriavzevii
Lineage: Eukaryota; Fungi; Ascomycota; Pichiomycetes; Pichiales; Pichiaceae
Exons: 1
Coding region: 1-348 (115 amino acids)
Source: RefSeq, a predicted model, not a curated record
AUGAAUCUUUCUGCGUUCACGUCGUUAAUCAUUGCACUCUCGAUGAUUGCCAACGCAGAAGUUUUGACGAGCAUCGUUGGGUGCAACUUCCAGGAAAUUAGCUCUUCUCAAGGUUUUAACGCAGUCGCCUUUCAAUAUGACACCCCAAUGACCACGGCGUUUAGCAAAUCUGCAUUUUAUGAGAGCGAGUAUAAAGCAGGAGAUACAGUUGGAACUGCAACUGACAUUACGGAGAUCAAUUUCAGUUUACCUGGCGGUGAACAAUCACUUUAUGGCUUGAAUAUUAGGGAUACCUCUAAUUAUGCGUUGGAAUACACUGGCUAUUUUAAAGGUAUGUUAUAUUUAUGA